Messenger RNA from Daphnia carinata, 1933 nucleotides. Its product is annotated as integrin beta-PS-like. Gene Ontology annotation, cellular component: focal adhesion; integrin complex; cell surface. Gene Ontology annotation, molecular function: integrin binding. The coding region runs from base 47 to 1879 and encodes 610 amino acids. The transcript is spliced from 13 exons. The record is from RefSeq and is a predicted model, not a curated record. Gene Ontology annotation, biological process: cell-matrix adhesion; integrin-mediated signaling pathway; cell adhesion mediated by integrin. Lineage: Eukaryota; Metazoa; Arthropoda; Branchiopoda; Diplostraca; Daphniidae.
AUUCGUUUGUUUAGUGUUGAAUCACGUUUGAUGAACGACGUGCAACAUGGGCUUGAAAAUGAUUAGCCUGAUGGCCAUUUUAUGGCCGAUCGCUUGGUGCCAAUUGGUCCCUUUGUGUGGCUUAGCUACCGAUUGCAAAAAUUGUACAAUCACCCGCGAUUGUGUCUGGUGUCGUCAACCGAGUUUCAACGGAAAUCGAUGCAUGAAAAGAGAUGAAUCUGAUCUUUGUUCAACGCAGUUUGUGGUCGACCCUCAAGUGCAGAUUCAAUUAACUGAAGAUAAUCCCUUGGCUGAGGCGCAAAGAUCAGAGGAUCCGAUCCAGCUACGGCCGCAGAGAGUCUCCAUGAGCAAAGCCAGAAAGGGUCAAUCUUAUAGCAUUGCGGUAGAAUUCAAGCAAGCUAAAGACUACCCCAUCGAUUUGUAUUUCUUGAUGGAUCUUUCCAAUUCAAUGGGUGACGACAAAACUCAAGUGGAGAGACUGAGCAGCAAACUAGCCGCAACUAUGCGCAACAUCACACGAUAUUUCUCCAUCGGUUUUGGCUCGUUUGUCGACAAAAAUGCCUUCCCAUACAGCUGGCCUUCGCAAAAGACAUAUUCGUUCAUAAACCAUAUGCCUAUAGCUGAUAAUAUCCAGCGCUUCACGAAUGAAGUCAAUAGGGCGAAAAUUGUGGAAACGUAUGAUGAGCCGGAAGGUGGACUUGAAGCUCUUAUUCAAGCUACCGUUUGUACAUCACAGAUUGGAUGGAGGGCAAAAGCCAGACACAUCAUCUUGAUGAUUACCGACAACUACUCACAUUUGGCAGGCAACGGAAAGCUGGGGGGUAUUUUAGUUCCCAAUGAUGGACAUUGCCAUUUAAAUCCGGAUGGACGAGAUUAUACUUUCGGAUUGACACACGACUAUCCGUCACUGGGCCAAAUCAGCCGCCUCGUUCGGGAACAUUCGAUGAAUGUUAUUUUUGCUGUUACGAAAGAUGUGGCCAAACCUUACCAAACGUUUUCUCCGCUAAUCAGCGGCUCUUCGGUCGGUGUUCUGACAUCAGAUUCAUCCAACGUUGUGACCCUCGUCGAGGAUCAGUACAAGCUCAUUACGUCUUCGGUGGAAUUGAAAGAUAAUGCCACAAAUGGAGUCAAAGUUCGAUACUUCACCAACUGCCUCGAGCCGGCCGGCUCUCCAGUUGAGGAGAGUGCCAGUUGUGGUGGACUCAAAGUUGGAAGUCUGGUCAGAUAUAACAUCAGUAUCGAAAUCACGCAAUGCCCUGCUGGGAAAUCUACCCACCGCCAAACGAUUGCUGUCUCUCCGGUCGGAUUGUCCGAUGCUUUGAUUAUCGAUUUAGACAUUGAAUGUGAUGAAUGUCCUUGCGAACGAGCUGAUAAUGUGAGUUGCCCGACCACCUGCAAGGAAAUUACGUAUUGCGUCGAGCCGGAGCGUAUCCCACCAGAUGAAGAUGCAGAUAAAAUUGCUCUCGAAUGCAGUCAUUUUAAUGUGAUCAAAGACGACGAAUUCUCCCCGAAAUUAUUUCCAUACCGGAAAUGCUCCAUUACUUACAACUCUACUGGCUGUCGAAGGGAUUUCGUUUAUGGCUACACGGAAAACGACGAGAAAUUCAUUCUUUAUAACAACACAAUUUGCCUGCCUAAUAUCGCCCUGCCAGUGUCGAAAAUUGCUUUCAUGAUGAUGGGAGCCCUCGUCGCUCUCGGAUUGGCCCUUUUGCUCUUGUGGAGGCUUCUCCUCUUCAUGUACGAUCGCAAAGAAUACGCCCGUUUUAUCAGCGAGAGCAAAAACGCUAAAUGGACUGCCGAUAAUAAUCCGCUCUACGUCGAGGCUUCGGUCAAUUACAAUAACCCGGCAUUUCAAAAAGGAGUAGCCGGUCGUAAGUAGGUCGUUCAAAUUAAAAAAAAAAAAAAAAGUUGAUUUUAAAACUUGACCCCAAAA